Giardia duodenalis is the source of this 4986-nucleotide messenger RNA. RefSeq lists its product as uncharacterized. Bases 1 to 4986 code for a protein of 1661 amino acids. NCBI's taxonomy places the organism in Eukaryota, Fornicata, Diplomonadida, Hexamitidae. The transcript has a single exon. The record is from RefSeq and is a predicted model, not a curated record.
AUGAUUACCCUGCUCGUUGCUGUUGCCGCGACUCUGGCGGCGCAGGGGCCCUGGCGCUUUGCGCAGGUCUUCGUGGCCCCUGGCUCUCGGGGUCAGCAGACGCUCCAUUACCUCGGCAAGGAGUACGUUGUUGUCGACAGCGGAGAUGCUGACCUUGUGGCAGCCAAUUUCGGCCACGCGCACUUUGCGCUUGACGAGGAAAGUGGCGAGGCCUGGAUAAGCGCGUUCACCCAUGAGGAUAUCGUUAACGCAAAUGACACUGCCACCUACCAUGAGUUCCGCAAAGUCAUUAGCCGCCAUACCGGUUCGGAGCCGCUUCUUCUCCGCGACGCUCCUUUAGACAGAAGGAAUGCUCUCAAGGGAGCUGAAGAGGGAUUCUCGGCGAACCUGACAAACUCUUUCCUGGACAGGGCUAUCCCCAUCGUCAUCAAUUGUCUGAGUAUUGAGCUUUCUCCAAAGACGAAAACGGAGAUGGGAUAUGACUACGUGCCAGAAACAAUUAGAGACGAUGGAGUCAGAAAGCUUGACGCCUUUAUCCGGAUGAUGACCAACGGGCGUGUAUACAUUGAUAACACAACUUCCUGGUAUAAUCCUGCUGGAAAAUUUGUUGAGUUUGCAAACUACUAUGCUACAGAAAACGAUGUUCCAAAGAGGAUCUUCGAAAUUGUUAAAACAAGCCAUGCUGAUUGGCUCACAAGCAUGGUACAGAAUCCCACUAUGAUUUUUUACUCUGCUGAGCUUUUUGACAAAUGGGCAUCUCUGCGAGGAGUCGGGAAACUUGAAUACGGCUUUACGCGUAGUGGAAAGACCUGCGAAUCAGGGCCUGUGCAUGUUCUUGUGCACUUGAAUAAGGAGAUAAAUCAGCGCUACCUGUAUUGGUUUUUCCUCAGGAACACUGGUACUGUCCAGGAUAGGACACAGGGCACCAAGGACAGCUUUUUCAAGACGUAUUUGAUGAAUGGAAAUGCCAAUGAUCAGCACACUGUGACAAGGGAUAAUGGAGUGAUCUUCCCGGCCGGCAUGACGCUUCCUAAGGGAAUGAAGUACAUGUAUCAGGCAGUAGAAAAUCGCUGGAUGCCUAUUCACAUGCCCAACGACACCUCGGCGAGCGGGACAUUCAAGUACAGGCUUCUGGCCGCUGACUCUCAGUACUCUCGCCCGUUCCUCAUGAACGAUGCCCAGGCAUACGUGAUAGAAAAGCAGCCAAAGUCCUACUAUUACCCUGACCUAGAUAUUGUCAGGACUGACCCUGUCCCCGUUGCCACCGGGUAUGCAACAUACACAGCCAAUGACACUGGGCAGACAUACACAUACAAUCCCGAUGACGUCUAUAACGGUCUCAAGCGCAGCCAGCAUGUUAUUGGCGUAGAGCUAUUCCUCCCCGCUGAUUCCUUCAUCUCGACUAUGGACAAGGAGGAGCCUUCUGUCAUCAUUGAAUACCGUGCUGCUAUAGCGGAUGGAAUCUUCCAUGAUCGCGGGUCCUUCAAGAUCAACACGGGAUACUUUAAGGGACUAGGCAACAGAGACUUCCAUUCUGUUUCUUUGAAUCUUCUAUCUGAGCGUGACAACGCAGGAAAAUGGAAAUCACGCACUCUUCCAAACGUCAACAUCGCUUUUGGACGCCUCUGGGUCUGCCCUGAUUGCGACCGCGGAACCUUCACUGUACGGGCCACCGCCGUUAACACUGGCAUCUUUGACAAGAAUGACAUUACACACAUGACCACGCCAUUUGUUUACCACGAUGUCACCAAGAUUCCUUCUCUUGAUGUUGAAGUCACCUAUAUACCCAACACUCCAUACGCUGGGCCACAUCCCGAUUCUGCAAUCAAGUUCCGCUCUCUGGAGAUCCAGACAACUUAUGGAACAGAUUGCUUCAUAAAAUCAUCUCAGAGUCCUCGCGUCGAUACAGUAGUUUGCAGUGUGACACUAUCAUGUUAUCAUAUUUAUUGCGAGCUUGCUGGUAUGUUUUACGCAGCUUCGCGUCUUGAUCAGGGUCCCCUGCGCUUCUUCUACGAUGAUUUUGUCGUUACAAAGAAUACAUAUACGUACACCCUCCGUUCUACUGCCAGUCAGGGCACCACUGAUCACAGGCUCUAUCGCAUGGGCGGCCUUGGGGAGUAUGGUAUUGACGUCGAGUUCCAGUGGAAAGACAGAAGUAUAGUCAACCCGAGCUUUGAGGAAGCUUAUCAGUUUUAUACUGAGUAUAUAACUGCCAAAUCGGGAGGACGUGGCGACCAAUACUAUGUCUUCAAAGGCCUGUCUACAUAUAACCGUACCGUUAUCCCGUAUUAUUACUGGUGGGACGGAACUAACAACAAUGUCCUUCAAUCUCUUGGCACAAAUGGGUAUUUAGCUGUCUUUGGUGCUGAUUGGACUGCUUUGCCGAUGCAGAUUGUGUACGACUCUAACUCUAGGACACUUGCCGAUCGUGAUAUGGAACCCCACUCGGACGUCUUUCGUGUGGAGUGGACAAACGUCCAGUGCGGCUUUUCAGCUUCCUCGGCAGCGUUCUUUGCCAACGGAACCAACGCACGCAGGGGAUGGGCAAGGAUAAUCGCCAACUCAAUUAAUGACGUCGAUCGUGUUGCGUUCUCGCAUAUGAAUUACACUGCUGGGACUUUCUUGCUUACCCCCGCAGCGUUGAAAGUGGGCCAACCACUUGACCAGGAGUGCUGGUCUCAGAUCAACCGCAGAACUCUUUAUCGCGCACACCGCUGGCACAACCUCUAUGCGCGUGGCCAAGACAAUACCAAUUACGAGUUCUAUCUUGACUUUGAUAGCGACCUUCCUAGCGGCCUCGUGGUUUACAUUGACACGGUUGAAAAGACCCACGUUAUUGAUACGCGCAUGAUGAAGGUCGUGCAGAAGUCUAUUAACUCACAGCCUGGGAAUAAGCGCUUUAUCUCUACGAGUCUUCGCUUUAACUACAGCAUUCUCUAUAAGGACACAGAGUUCCGCAUUCGAGGCGGGAUAACCAGCACGUCCCUUCGCUUUGCGUUUAAUAAGGAUGUGUAUCUUGUCGGAGUCCGCCACGUCAUGAACGGAUAUGGAAAGCAACAGGAUCUUAGGAAUGGCACUAUAAACUUCAGGGUCCGCUCAGCCAACUUUAAGGGCGAGGCAUGGCGCAAUAUCACUGGGUAUAUGUAUCAGCCAUUCCAGGUUACUGUGUUUGACGCUGCCCCGUCUUCUAGGUCAAGUGCAGUAUGUAACUUUGAAACUUCGUAUACAGAGUGUCAGAUGACUCUUCCGGAAAGCCUCAAACAGGAGCAGCUUGUCCAUGUUCCUCCGCACCAAUUCUCUGAUGACGGAUUCCAGCACACUAACCUUCGCUGUGAGAAUGGGAAGUAUCUCUGGCUUCAUGCGAAUGGGACGUAUGCCUGUGAGCCGUGUCACGCCGGGUAUUAUUGCAAAGACAGUGUGAUGCGUCGCUGUCCCUUUGGGCACUACUCCGAAGAUGGUGCAUCUGUAUGCAAGACUCCUUAUACCAAUAUUGACCGCUUCGACUCGCCGUCGGCAGCCAAUGAAAAGGAGCUCACAUACGACGCGCCCUUCUACUUCCAGUACAACGCUGACGGGACUGCAAAGGGCCUCUAUCCCUGUAAUGGAAACAUGUAUUACGACAAGGAUACGAAGACGUGUCGCCCGUGCCCUCGCACAGGCUAUUAUUGCCUUUCUGGAGAGGACCCCAAGCCGUGUCCAGCUGGAUUCCGUUGCAUCUCCGGCGUUGCGUACCCGUGCUAUGGAAAUUACUAUUCGCACCGCGAUCGCAUGUCUGUUUGCCUUCCUCUGUCAUUCCAAGCAUGUCCAAUCAAGAGUGCUGAUGGCACAAUCAUGGUAUCAGGCAAGUCCAGCACCGGCGAUGCUCGCUGGAGGAGGCCAGGCCUGGAGCACCUCUCAUACUGGGCAGUCGAGGAACCAAAUGUUGGGUGUCGCGAAUGUCCCCGAGGGCACAAGUGCGAGGUGACCCCUGCCGGUCAACGCCUUCUCCGUCGUGCAAAGUUGCUGCAAGUACUUGAGACUCUUUCCCUGCACUGGGCAGCGCCUGUUUUUGGUCUUCCACACUUUGAGAAGAAGUUCCACAGGUUCAGUGCGUUCGAUCGCCUGCAUCAUUUGGAGCAGCUCCGCGCCAAAUGGAGCAACGGUCCUGUGAGGCUUAACCGUGCACUGUCUGACGAAAACGUCGUUGAUAUUGGAGACGCAUCUCAACCCAAUAGCAACUCCACAUACGUUACUAUCACGCCUUGCAAAGUCUCUGAGUACUCAGCGCCAGGCUCAAACGAGUGCACCACAUGUCCGGCUGGCCAGAUUGUUAAUACGCACGGCGACGGUUGUGUCUCUUUGAACAUCAAGACUCCAGAGGAAGCGGCUCUUGAUGAUACACCCAAAGUGCGAGAAAAGAUUGAUGCAGAAAUAGAAGCUGAUAAUACGAUAACUGAUACGGGCCCAAUCUACGGAGACAAUGAUGAAGAGGAUGUGCCGUUGGAUCCUGUCCCUGAUCCACAGCCCAAUCCUAAUCCAGAUGUACCGCCAAACCCUCCUGGACCAGGAGCAGUGACUAAAAAGCAGUCUGGAGCAGCUAUAGGAGGCAGCAUCGCUGCGGUUCUCAUCAUUGGGGCGAUUGUCGGCGUGCUAUGUUGGUACUUCCUAGUAUAUCGCAAGAAGAACCCGAGACCACAGUGGAUUCAGAACAUAAUGGACAAGUUCAAGUUCCGCGCACCAGGCAAGAGCAAGUCCACUACAAAGGUUCCCGACAAUUCUCUUGGAAAGCACGCAGAGGACGAGCACAAGAAGACGCUACCGCUCAGCCGGAACAACUCGUUCCUUGGAGACUCAAACAUUAGCACACCUAACACGAGGUCGUUUGCGGACGGUGUUAGCUUGCAGGGCUCUUCCAAUAACUCCAAACUACCGCCUCUGAUAGUUUCCAAGAGCAUUGUUUCCGGAGCCCCUCUGGGUCCUGGCGCGGUGAAGCGUCCGGAGAUAUAG